Galendromus occidentalis (western predatory mite) is the source of this 1662-nucleotide messenger RNA. RefSeq names its product bone morphogenetic protein 7. The transcript is spliced from 4 exons. Gene Ontology annotation, molecular function: cytokine activity; growth factor activity. Lineage: Eukaryota; Metazoa; Arthropoda; Arachnida; Mesostigmata; Phytoseiidae. Bases 7 to 1389 code for a protein of 460 amino acids. Gene Ontology annotation, cellular component: extracellular region. The record is from RefSeq and is a predicted model, not a curated record.
AAGAGAAUGUCGCGCUUCCUGAGAUCAACUGUGUUGCUUGUUUGUGCAGUCCUGGAAGUUGGUCAGGCUGGUUUUUACGCUGACAAUGGACUCGACCAGACGAUCUCCUACCGUAGUUUGCCGAAGUCGGAAAAACGGGAGAUGGAAAAUGAAAUCCUGAACUUGCUCGGCUUAGACCACCGGCCGAAACCCAAGGUGCAUCAGACGACAAAUUCGGCACCCCAAUACCUCAUCGAUCUUUACAACCAGCUCGACGUCGAGGGUGACGAUCGUAACACUUCGUUGCGUGGCGUGGACUUCGUGGUCAGUUUCGUCAACCACCACGACAACAAAGAGGACGAGCUGAGCAUCGAGCCCAAACUGCGAUUCGACGUGAGCGACAUCUCACCCCACGAGACCGUGAUGCGAGCUGAGUUGAAUCUCUACCGAAAAGACACCCGCAAGACAGCGUCAUCGAUCGAGGACCAGCCGGGUGACGAAAUCGUCGACGAAACCUCUCCGGCGGAAGCCUCCUCAGAGAGUUCAGAGCCUACAUCCGCUAACGUGACCGCUACCACAGCCGAAGUUUUGCACGAGAACGUCACCGAUUCCGAGGUGACAGCGAAGAAGAAUCGCGCGAAGCGGCAGGCCAAUUUCGAUUAUCUCGACGAUUAUCCCUUCUACGAUCAGCCUUUCCAACUGCAAGUUCUGUCGAUGCGGAGUGGUGGGAUCGACUCGAAAGACAUCGUCCUCGAAUCUGUCGCCAACUACACGGUUAAGGCCAAUGAGACUGGAUGGAUAAGACUCAACGCAACCGAUCCGCUUUUGAAUUGGGUGGCAUUUCCCGGCGAGAAUUUCGGUCUGGUGGUCCGUCUUGUGGAUACAGAGUCCGGUCUACAGCUAUCCCCAUCGCAGGUUGGGCUUGUUAUGGCUGGAGCCGGAGAACUGGCUCCAUUCAUGGCGGCCUUCGUCAAAGAAGGAGCUGGCGCCAAAUCGAGAUCGACCCGAGCUUCGGAGAAAACUCGCAGGGAGAAGCCGCCUAUGAGAUCGCUCAAUGAUGAUGUGCCUUACUUCGAGAUCAGACAUCAUUUCUCUCGGAGGAACGCGUGCCAGAAACGUACUCUCUAUGUCUCGUUCAGAGAUCUUGGAUGGCAGGAUUGGAUCAUCGCACCCGACGGCUACUCAGCAUUCUAUUGCGACGGCGAAUGUUCUUUCCCGUUGAACAUGAACGCGACCAAUCACGCAAUCGUGCAGACUCUCGUGCACCUGGUCAGCCCCGGGCACGCACCAAAAGCGUGUUGUGCUCCGACGAAACUCACGCCAAUCAUGGUGCUCUACUUCGACGACAAUUCGAACGUCAUCCUGAAGAAAUACAAAAAUAUGGUCGUGAAGUCGUGCGGCUGCCACUAGUUCGAUGCUUCGUACAUGUUCAAAGCUGAAGUUAUGCGUUAUGAUGUAAAUCCUAAGUAGACCGGAAAUGUCGGAACGCUACGACGAGCGCUGCUUUUGUAAAUCUCCUUCGGUUCCUCAGCAAUAAGAGACAAGUUGUUUCGAGGAAUUUUCUAGGGCGUUGAAAAUACGCGUUUAGAGCUCGCGACAUCUGAUACUGUAAAUAUCAAUUUUUCCCCGAUAUAGAUUGUACUAUGUUGAUAACACAGUGAGGGCGAUCCAAAUAAAUAAGCG